Molecule: messenger RNA, 543 nt
Organism: Dictyostelium discoideum AX4
Lineage: Eukaryota; Evosea; Eumycetozoa; Dictyosteliales; Dictyosteliaceae
Gene: rpl17
Product: S60 ribosomal protein L17
Exons: 3
Coding region: 1-543 (180 amino acids)
Biological process (GO): translation
Cellular component (GO): ribosome; large ribosomal subunit; cytoplasm
Molecular function (GO): structural constituent of ribosome
Source: RefSeq, a predicted model, not a curated record
AUGACAAAACCAGUUUAUUCAAAGACCCCAUCCAACCCAGAAAAAUCCUGCAAAUCUCGUGGUUCUAACUUAAGAAUUCACUUCAAGAACACCAGAGAAUCAGCUAUGGCCAUCAAAGGUAUGCUCUUAACCAGAGCUAAAGCUUACUUAAACAACGUUUUAGCCCAUAGAGAAUGUAUCCCAUUCAGAAGAUUCAAAGGUGGUGUAGGUCGUACUGGUCAAGCCAAAAUUUUCGGUACCAGUCAAGGUAGAUGGCCAAAGAAAUCUGUUGAACACAUUUUAUCACUCCUCCAAAAUGCUGAAGCCAACGCUGAAGCUAAGGGUUUAAAUGUUGAAAAACUCAAGAUCGCUCACGUUCAAGUUCAACGUGCUCAACAACAACGUAGAAGAACCUACAGAGCACAUGGUCGUAUCAAUCCAUACAUGUGUUCACCAUCAACUGUUGAAUUCAUCCUCACUGAAGUUGAAAAAGCUGUCCCAAAACCAGCUGAAGAAUCCGCCCAAAAGAAGAAAUCUGUCGCCACCCAAGAAAUCUCUGCUUAA